Messenger RNA from Cercopithifilaria johnstoni, 2169 nucleotides. NCBI's taxonomy places the organism in Eukaryota, Metazoa, Nematoda, Chromadorea, Rhabditida, Onchocercidae. The record is from the annotation of a GenBank genome assembly.
AUGGAUAAUACGGGUCAUUUGGAAUCAUUGCAACAGUCAUCUGGAUGGAAGAGAAAACGACGGGAAAAUCAGGAAUGGGAAGGUGAAGAUUUUGGACCGGUUACGUGGCAAGAAUUAUCCAAUAUGCGUCGGAAUUCGGUUAUCUUAUUCAAUAGUGAACUUUAUCCGAAUAAAAUAUCGGAGUGGUCAUUGCGAGCAGAACCUGGACGAGAUAAUAAAUACUACAUCUGUGUUUUGUGCAGAAGACUUCAAGAUCAUGGUAAACGUUUGAUACCGCCGGUAAAAUUUGGUCCACCGGCUCGUAUUUUGGUUCGUAAUGGGCGUUUUCUUACACACCCAGAUUAUCCUCGUACACCGCAUAUAUGCGGGUUCGGUGAUAAUCCAAUGUCUGAUCGUGCAGCUGUCCUUGCACGACGUGCAAUGAUUCGUGCACGAACGGAAAUUAGCGAAGAUGGUAUGACACCACGGGAAAAAAUCGACCAAGUUUUAAUCAGUUUUAGAGAAAAUGGAAAAUAUUCAAAUUUAAGUGCUGAAGAAAUAGAACAAAUGGAGGACAUGAUAUUGGGACGUAUACAUGGACGUAUGUGGUCAGAAUCGAGCUCUAUACGAUCACUAUACAUUAAUCGCCGUAAGCUAACAAAUGCUAAUCAUAAAAAUAAACCGCGUAAAGUUUACGAAUGUCCAGUGGUGGAUUGUGAUUUUUUGACAUUUGCAUCCGGUAUGAUCGAUAUUCACAUAAACGAAAAGCAUCGCGUUGUGAAUGAUUCCAGUGCAGUUGAUUCAGCAACCUUUGAAGCAGAAUACUUGGUUUCCGCAGAAAGAAACGAUGAAGUGAACAUGUUAUCGGGCGAAUCUAUCGGAACACAAAAUGCUUCGGUUUACUCAACUGCACAGAUAGAUCUAGAGCCAAAUCCAUUUUGCGAUCCUGAAGGAGAUUACGGUCCGGUUAUAUACGAAGCUCUUUCUUGUCAGCGGCGUAAAUCUAUCAUCUUAUUCGAAAGUAGACGUUUUCCGAAUAAAAUUUCUGAAUGGGCCUUGAAGAUGCCAACAAAUGAUAUGACAAUGUAUUACACAUGCGUACUUUGUCGAAAGCUUAAAGAUAAAGGUAAACGACAAGAACCACCCAUUCAGUAUCCUCCUCCUGCUCGAAUUGUAGUACGUAAUGGACGCUUCAUGAUACAUCCAGAUUAUCCGAAAACACCACAUAUUUGCGAUUUUGCGAAUAAUCCGUUAUCGGAUCGGCAAUCCGUUUUGUCGAGACGAGUACUGGCCAAAAGACCUGUGAAUGGAUCGAUUUCUAAUGUCUCAGUUCGGAAAACUUUUAAUUAUGCUACUAAUCAAGAUAUGAACUAUCGAUAUAUUACAAUCGCUCCGUUGGAACGUUCUUCGGACGUUUAUGUAGUCGAAGAACCAGGAACUUGGCCACGAGACCCAGAAAUAUCAUUAUCGGAUGAUAGCGAUAGCGAGUAUGAAGCGCUUUUAAGGCUUGAUGUUAACCAAAAUAUCAAUGAUGUUGCCUCUGUUGCUGUUGCUGUUAAUUCUGACAUGCCAAGCACUUCUGACGCUGAUUUUACGGCAAGACGAGAAAAACUUUCUCAAAUAUAUAGUUGCUCAAUUGUGGGAUGCAAUUUCACGGCGUCAACAUUGACUGAUCUUGACGUUCAUUUAGGGGAACAUGAGUUACUUGAUGAAGAACAGAUCGUACAAUAUGAAAAUUUUGGACAGGCGGAAAGUCCAUAUCCAAAUAGUGAAGCUGUAGAAAUUAUUGACGAACUCAACCUUGCUCAACCGUUCAGGAAGCGGCAGAAGAUAAUAAGUUCGGAUGAUCAUAUUUUGUUAGCAGCAAGAGAUAACGAAGUUGGAUGCAAGGAGGAUUGUUUCGAAAAAUCAGACUUACCAACCGAUAUGCCGUCGGAUGAAGGAGUUCAACGAAAUCCGGAGAAUUUACGGACCUCUAUUCGAAGGCAUUUACAGAAUAUUGAGCGCUCACUGGAAAAUAUUGGAAUGAUGCAACUUUUGGAAGUCGAUGGAUAUUUGCUACGAAUACAGCAGCAGUUACGCGAUCAGUCAUCCAACAUGCGGUAUUUCCAUGGUGCUGGAGAAUUAUUACAGGGCACAGAACCUCCACAGAAUGUUAGUUCAUUUUUCUGGUAUAGUAUUCAGUCUUAG